Galeopterus variegatus (Sunda flying lemur) is the source of this 8750-nucleotide messenger RNA. Its product is annotated as protocadherin-23-like. Gene Ontology annotation, cellular component: cell-cell junction; plasma membrane. The transcript has 23 exons. The record is from RefSeq and is a predicted model, not a curated record. Gene Ontology annotation, molecular function: calcium ion binding. Gene Ontology annotation, biological process: homophilic cell-cell adhesion. Lineage: Eukaryota; Metazoa; Chordata; Mammalia; Dermoptera; Cynocephalidae.
AUGAGACUGGAUGAGAUCAUCAAACCAGAGAAUGCAGAAAAAGAAAAGACGUUUAUGCAGCAGUUUGGAAGUACUGAUGUCUCUGUAUAUGAGGCAUAUAUGAAAACAAAUCUUAUUGUGAAAUCUGGCACAGGACUGCUGCUAAAACAAACGGUAUUUAUGGGCAAAGAAAAAGGUGCCCUUUCCCCUGGGCAGCUACAGCUCCAUGUCCGUGCGCCUAUUUUGGCAAGCAGAGCGUGGGCUGAACUUCGUUCCCCAUGCACUCGCUGGGCGAAUUGUGCAGUAUCAGUCUUCACAGCCAGGCGGGGCCCUGACUGGCAUUUUACUCCCAGAAGGAAACCUGGCCCAGGGGACUCAGAUCUCACACUCCAGGUAAAAGCCUCUGAUGCAGAUGCAGGACUCUAUGGCUUUGUUGAGUAUUUUCUUUACGAUGGAUUCCACAGCUAUGAAGCACCACGAUCAUUCCGGAUUGACCCCCAUGAUGGGAGAAUCUGUGUUUCUCAAGAUAUCGACAGGGAAAGGGAUCCAGCCACCUAUGAUCUCCUGGUGAAAGCUAAGGAUGGGGAUGAGCAGAGAGGGACACUUUUAACCUUGUUGAAGGGUGGGCUAAGUGCCCAAGCUUUCGUUCGAGUGGAACUGGAGGACGUGAAUGAUAAUCAUCCUGUGUUUAACCCGUCAACCUAUGUGACAAGCAUCAGCGGCCAGACCCAGCCGGGCACUGAGAUCAUCAAUGUCCUUGCCACCGACAGGGAUUCUGGGAUGUAUGGAACAGUGACUUAUGAACUCAUUCCGGGAGACUUGUCGUCCCUUUUCACCAUUGACUCCACCACAGGAAUUAUUUACUUAACAUCAACACUUCGUCAUUUGGAAGCUACAACACUUUUGUUGAUGGUCUGUGCCCGAGAUGGUGGAGGGCUCACCGCUGUAAUUAAUGCCGAUGUCACUAUACACAUUCUCCAGACAGCUACGGCACCUGCUGAAUUUGAAAGGUUUAAGUACUCUUUCUCGGUUAAUGAAGAUGUGCCUGAAGGCAGUCCUGUUGGAACAGUGAAGGCAAGGGAGCCCUUGAAUUCCUCCGAACCAAUCUCGUACAGAAUUUCCUCUGGCGAUCUGGAUGGGAAGUUCUCCAUCCACCCGUGGCUGGGCACUAUUCGCACGCAGAAGCCCCUGGAUCACGAAACGCAGCCCGCGGUUGUGCUCACGGUCCAGGCACAGCUGGGCAGCUCCCCGGCCUGCAGCAGCACAGAAGUCCACAUAACCGUAAUGGAUGUCAAUGACAAUCCGCCAGCGUUUCCCACCGCUUCCGAUGAGGUUAGAAUAUCCCAGACCACCCGGCCUGGCACCGCCUUGUACCUUGCGCGUGCAGACGACAAGGACAGUGGUCUGAAUGGAGUCAUCCGAUACUCCAUAGCAGGCCGGGAUCCCAGCCGGAAUCCCAGCCUCUUCACCAUCGACGGGGAGCUGGGCGUGCUGUACCUCAGUGACAGUCUGGGCCUCGAUGUGUCGCAGCCGCACACGCUGACCCUCGUGGCCGAGGACCUCGGCGUUCCUCCUCGGGCAUCCCUGUUGGUGCUGACAGUCGUCAUCGAAAGACAAGAACAGAGCCCGGUUCUAGCUUUUGAGCACUUGGUCUACCGAGUGGACGUGAGUGAGGCGCUCCCGCCGCCGACGCCGGUACUGCAAGUCCAGGCCGUGCCCCGGGGCCCGCGGCGCACGUACUCGCUGGAAGCUGGUAUAGACUCCGCUGGGUUUGCGAUCUGCCCGCACACCGGGCGGAUUUAUUUGCGGCGGCAGCUCGACUAUGAAUCCACACAAACCUAUCAUUUUAGAGUGUUUGCUGGGAUUCCGGAGGACAAAUUGUUGCAAAAUGUGAGCACUUCAGUAAUUGUUCAUGUCCUGGAUGAGAAUGACAAUUCUCCCACCUUCCUGCACGACGUGUUGUUUUUGAAAGUAGAAGAGAGCCCCGUUCCCCGAGGAGUAAUAGGCAAAGUUACAGCGAUUGACACAGACUCUGGAAAGAAUGGACGGCUGUCAUAUUUCCUUCUGUCUGAUGGGAAGUUCUUCAAGAUAAAUCUUCAUACAGGAGGCACCAUUUAUGUUACAACCUGUGUAAACGGUUCCCCUGCCCUUUAUAGGAACAGAUUCAGUUCUGGUUAACUUCAGGCAUUUUACCUAAAGUCUUCAUUGUGUGGAUUAGGAAAAGGUGAAUUGAUAAGCUGGGUGGCACUGGAUCGUGAGCAUCGGGGGCACCAUCAGCUAACCGUGCUAGUGACGGACCAUGGCUCCCCACCGCAAAAUGCCUCCAUGGUGGUGUAUGUCUCAGUUACUGACAUCAAUGAUAACAGGCCAUUUUUCCCACAGUGUCUCCCUGGAAAGGAAUUACACAUCAAGGUCCUGGAAGGUCAGCCAGUAAAUACAUUGGUUACAACUGUGUUCGCAAAGGAUCUUGAUGAAGGAAACAAUGCAGAAGUUACAUAUUCAGUAUCUUCAGAAGAUUCUUCUGAUCACUUUAAGAUUGAUGCCAACAGUGGUGAAAUAAGAACAAGCACAAUACUUUCAUGUGAUUAUAGACCUUCCUACAGGAUGACUGUCAUUGCCAGUGACCAGGGAGUGCCUGCUCUUCAAGGAAAGGCAGUUAUUAAUAUUCAGGUGAUCCCACUAUCCAAAGGGAGAACUAUCAUUUCUCAGAAUAUUAGACAUUUAGUUAUACCAGAAAACUUAAAGCCUGCAAAAAUAAUGAGCUUGAUAAAGUCACCAGAUCACCUUCAGCAGCAUCAAACUACAAAGUUACAUUUUAGUAUUGUUGCAGAUGACAGGGAUAGUCACUUUGAAAUUGACAGCUCAACAGGAGACUUGUUCCUUUCUAAGGAACUUGAUUAUGAAAUGACAUCGCAUUAUCUUUUCAGGGUGAUUACUGAAGACCACAGCAAAAAUCCUCCUCUGAAUAGCACAGCCUUCCUCAGUAUUGAUGUGGAAGAUCAGAAUGACCAUUCCCCGUCUUUCCAGGAUGAGUUCAUUGUGUUAGGGGUAGAAGAGAAUGUUCCUGUAGGGACCCUGGUGUAUGUCUUCAAUGCCAAAGAUGGCGAUGGCAGUUUUUUGAACAGCAGAAUACAAUACUUCAUUGAAUCCCACCACCCUGUUAUGAAUCCAUUUCUCAUCCACCCCUCCCAUGGCACAUUAGUCACUGCAUCCCCCCUUGACAGAGAGAGCAUUCCAGCUGUCAUCCUGACAGUAACCGCCUCUGAUCAGGCUGUGAAUGUGACAGACCGGCAAUUGAGAUCGCUGACAGCAAAAGUAGUGAUUUUGGACGUAAAUGACCACAGCCCCAUGUUUAUGUCUCUCCCCAUUGCCCAUGUCAAAGAGGAUGCCGCUGUGGGCUCCUUGGUGCAUCAUGUAACUGCUCAAGAUCCCGAUGAAGGAAGGAAUGGAAAAGUGACGUACAGCAUCCUCUCGGGAAAUGAAAACGUGGCCUUUUUGCUAGAUGAGUUAUCAGGCUUACUAACAACAUCUUGUCCCUUGGAUUAUGAAAUAAAAACUCAACACGUUCUGACUCUUCUGGCUCUGGAUGACGGCAUGCCAGCACUUUCUUCAUCCCAGACUUUGACAAUUACUGUUCUUGAUGUAAAUGAUGAGGCACCAGUAUUUAAGCAGCACCUGUAUAAAGCUUCCGUUAAAGAAAACCAAAAUCCAGGAGAGUUUGUCACAAAGGUUGAAGCUGCAGACAGAGAUUCAGGAAUCAAUUCCAAGCUUCACUUUGAAAUCAUGCCAGGUGCUUCAUUUGGGUUGUUUGCGAUAAAUCCUGACACUGGAGAGGUAGUGACAACCACCACACUUGACAGAGAAGUUCAGGAAGUCUUCACCCUUCGAGUACUCGUACGAGACGGGGGUGUCCCUUCCCUGUCCAGCACCACAACAAUUCUCUGCACUGUUGAAGAUGAAAAUGAUCACGCACCAGAAUUUAUUGUCUCCAGUCAUGACAUUGAGGUUCUGGAAAACCAAGAACCAGAGAUUGUCUAUACUGUUUUGGCCUCUGAUAUGGAUGCUGGCAUGAACAGAGCUGUCAAAUAUCACAUAAUUCAUGGAAAUACUGAUGAGUACUUUGCUAUUAAUGAAACGUCAGGAGAACUCUCAACCAUCCGUGCUUUGGACCGGGAGCAAGUCAACAAUUUUACCCUUGUCAUACAGUGCUCCGACCUAGGGGAUCCACCUAGGAGCUCUGUAAUACAGUUGCAAGUUAGGGUUUUGGACGACAAUGACCACAGCCCUUCCUUUCCCACACUUUAUUACCAGUCCUCUGUGAGAGAAGAUGCUGAAGUGGGAACGGUGGUUCUUGUGCUCUCUGCUGUGGACAAGGAUGAAGGCCUGAAUGGGCGAACCGAGUAUUUUCUGGUGGAUGAGGCUUCCGGUGCGUUUACCAUUGAUCCUGUGGGAGGCAUUCUGAGAACGGGCCACACUCUUGACCGAGAAGCUAGAUCUCAGCAUACUUUUAGGGCUGUGGCCAGAGACUGCAGCACCCAAGGCUCAAGGAGUGCCACAGUAAUUAUAAAAGUGUAUGUCACUGAUGUCAAUGACAAUGAUCCAGUUUGGGAGCAGAACCCCUUUGAUGUUUUUCUUUCCCCCCACUCACCUACAAACCAGACAACUGCCAUUGUGAGAGCCGAUGACCCAGACUUGGGGCCCAAUGGAACUGUCGUCUUUAGUUUUGCAGACACCCAGUCAAUGUUUUCUAUUGAAAAACAUACAGGAGAAAUUCAACUUCAGCAAAAUCCAUCUUUGGAAUAUUUUCCUAUCUGGCUGCAGUUAAAAGUUGCCGACCAAGGGGUCCCAGCCAGGACAGCCACUGGUCUCUUGGUCAUUCACAUGGAAGGAGAAGAUGUAAAGAUUUCCUUCAGUCACCAUCUUUAUAAAGGGCUUGUGACUGAAAAUUGUGAGGCAGGUACUUCUGUUGUGACUGUAAAAGCUAUUGCUCCUGACUCAAUGCAGAACAGCAUUCAGUAUUCAAUUUUUAGUGGAAAUGAAGAUGGAGUUUUCUCCCUGUGCUCCAAAUCAGGACUACUCACUGUGAAAGAACCCAAGUUUCUUGAUUUUGAAGUUAGAAAUGAAAUACAACUCAUCGUUUUAGCUGAAAGUAGCGGGCAUAGAGCCUACAGCAAAGUAUCAGUGUUGAUACGGGAUGUGAAUGAUAAUUUACCAUGCUUUGAGCAAAGGGUUUACCAAGCAUCAGUGCCUGAAGGCCAGCUCUACAAUGCUCACGUCAUACAGGUGUUUGCUACCGACCUGGACAGUGGGCUAAACGGCCUCAUAGAGUAUUCUAUUCUCUCUGGCAACCAAGAAGAAACAUUCCAGAUGGACGCGCUGAGCGGUGUGAUCACGACAAGUGCCAUUCUGGAUUAUGAGCUGGCCAGCUCCUACAGCUUGAUUGUGCAAGCCACAGACAAAGGAACGCCCAGGCUUUCUGACACAACUAUGAUCGAGAUACAGGUCAUUGAUAUAAAUGACAAUGCCCCGGCUUUUCUCCCCUCUGAAGCAGUGGAAAUUGCAGAAAAUUCUUUGCCUGGUGUAAUUGUGACGCGCGUGUCAGUUCAUGAUGUGGAUUUGAAUUCAGCUUUCAUCUUCAGUUUCACCAAAGAGAGUAAUUCUGGAGCCAAGUUUGCUAUUGAUCAGAACACUGGAGUAAUAGUGUUGGUGAAAACACUAGAUUUUGAAGAAGCUACUGAAUAUGAGCUACUCAUCCAAAUUUCUGAUUCAGUGCACCGCACAGAGGGAGCACUCAGGGUCCGUGUGCUGGACGCCAACGAUAACCCGCCACUGUUUUCUCAAGAUUUCUAUCAGGUCACAGUUCCUGAAUCAGUACCUGUGGGGUAUUCAGUGUUGACUGUAUCAGCCACAGACAUAGAAAGCAACGAGAACAUUUCUUACAGAAUCCUUUCCUCUUCUAAGGAAUUCUCCAUCGAUCCUAUGAAUGGUACAAUAUUUACUAUCAAUCCUGUGUUACUUCUGGAUAAAAUAUCAACAAUUCGAUUUCUUGUGGAAGCCAGUGAUGGUGGAAUUCCUGACCUGAGAGCUGUAACAUUAGUGGAGAUAGAAAUACAAGAUGUGAACAAUCAUGCCCCUGAGUUCACAGUAGAACACUAUAAUCUUAGCUUGAGUGAAGAUGCUCAGAUCGGAAGCACGCUUGUCACAUUUUCAACCACUGACCAUGACUGGACCCAUGAAAACACCUAUGUUGAAUAUUCCAUCGUCGGUGGUAAUUCACAGAACAAUUUCCAUGUGGAAACUAGUUUCAUUCCUUCAGAAUAUCCUUACAAGCAAGUUGGUUAUCUUGUGUUGUUUCACAGUCUGGACAGAGAAGCCACUGCUAGAUAUCAGCUUGUCAUUCUAGCAUCUGACCAUGGCUGCCCUCCCUUGAGUUCCACAACCAUGGUAUCAAUAGAAGUAGUCGAUGUCAAUGACAAUCCCCCUGUAUUCAGCAGUCUGAAAUAUCAUGCCCAUGUCAAGGAAAGCACCCCUCCAGGGAGUCACAUCACUGUGGUCUCAGCAAAUGACUGUGACCUGGGGUCACAUGCAGAAAUCAUCUACCACAUAAUCUCUGGAAACGAGAAGGGACAUUUUCACUUAGAAGAAAAAACUGGAGUUCUUUAUUUGAUUAAACCUCUGGAUUAUGAAGAAAUGAUAAAAUUCACUUUAACUGUCCAAGCUUCAGAUGAAGAAAGGAAACAUUUUUCUUUUGCAGUUGUGUUUGUCAAUGUCCUGGACGACAAUGACCAUGCACCUCAGUUUAUGUUUUCCAGAUUCAACUGUGUCGUUCCUGAAAAUCUUCCUGUUUCCUCCACCAUAUGUUCUGUAAAUGCUUUGGAUUUUGAUGCAGGUCCUUAUGGAGAAUUGACCUAUUCUAUUUUAUCACCCUGUUUUAUCACUCAUGGAAUGCCUUUUGAUCAUGAUCUCUUCCUUAUUGACCCUUUAACAGGGGGUAUUCGUGCUAAGCAAAUACUUGACUAUGAAAAUGGCAAUAAAUACUGCUUCAUAGUUCAGGCCAAAGACAAAGGUGACUCAUCAGCCUCCUUGAUGGUUUGGGUGGAUAUUGAAGGGAUAGAUGAAUUUGAACCCAUUUUCACUCAAGAUCAAUAUUUUUUCAACCUUCCCAAAGGGAAUAAAGUAAGACAGUUGAUUGGCAGAGUGGAAGCCUCAGAUGCAGAUGCUGGUAUUGAUGGAGUCAUCCUUUACUCUCUCGGAACUUCAUCGCCUUUCUUUUCAGUAAAUAAAACUAAUGGAAAUAUUUAUUUGACUAGAGCCCUUCCCCUAGUAAAAAGUCAAGUCAGCAAAGAAGACACCAUUGAAAUGAAAAUAAUCGCUCGCAGCCCCAAACCAGACUCCAAGUUUUCCUCUUGCACUGUUUUUGUGAAUGUGUCUUUUUUCUCUGAAGGAAAACACUCAGCAGUAUCCACCAGCAGCUUUUCAAUCAGCCUCACGGUCUCCUUUUUAGUGUUUCUGUUACUCAUCUGCAUUUUUAUUGUACUGAUUUUAAGACAUAAACAAAAAGACACAGUAAACAAUUAUGAGGACAAGAAAACUCCAUCAUCUUUAGAUAUCACUUUGAGACUGACCAGGGAUGCCAGCAUGCUCAAGACCUUCCAGAAAAGUGAGGACUGUGGUAAUGAGGCUGUGCUCAAGGACUCCACGCCUGAAUGGCUGAGUUUAAUAAGUAUUAUGGAGAAGGACAUUGUCAAUCUGUAUAGGCACUCAAACUCCAGUGGCCACUGUUCUGUGGAUGGAGAAACUGCAGAAGAUAAGGAAAUCCAGAGGAUAAAUGAGCAUCCCUACAGGAAGGACUUGGACUCAGCUCUGAGUGAUCGGGAGUCCAGGGUGCCAGACUCUGGAAUCCCAAGGGACUCGGACCAGCUCUCUUGCUUGUCUGGGGAAACCGAUGUGAUGGUCACUGCCGAAACAGCAGAAGCUAGCCAUGCCUUAGAGGAAGGAGAUCAAGAAGAAGGCUGCAGCACAACCUAUAUUCAGAAUAAUGUGUUGCUCCAGACACUUCAGAAGAGAGGGGCAAAAGAGAGCAUCCUGGCUGGUGUCAGAACGGAGUCUGUCUGUAUUUCAGGUGAUCAGGAAGCAAGACAUGCAACCCUUUCAACUCAGACAACCUCUGAUUAUGAUGUAAGAGGCAGCUACAACUGGGAUAAUCUCCUCAGUUGGGAACCUAAGUUCCAACCUCUUGCCUCAGUAUUUAAUGAUAUUGCAAAACUAAAGGAUGAAUAUUUACAUAUGCCUGGCAUUCCAAAAGAGAAGAAAUCUUUUGUUUUUCCACCACCUUUGAUAACAGCAGUGGCCCAGCCUGGGAUUAAAGCAGUUCCACCAAGAAUGCCAGCCAUAACCCCAGGGCAGCUACAUCAGAAACACCCACGCUCCCCCAUUGUCUACCAUCUCGGUUCUCUGCCAGAAGCCAUGACUCCCAGUUUUUCUCCAUCUCUUUCCCUAUUGACCAUGCAGACUCCUGCCAUGUCUCCACUGUUGUCAGAUGGAGAAUUAUUAGGAACACAUGUAAGUGGUACGUGCCAUGAACUGAAAGCAGAAGAUGAAGUUCAAAUAUAAAACAAUGGUGAUGCCAAGCACCUGCUCACCCUUGGUCAACAAUGAGUGACCAGAACACUCUCAAGCAAGCUCGAGACUGGGUUCAUUCUUAUUUCAAAUCAAGUGACAUUAUUUAGUUGGGGUUUUUAAAACCACCUCAUUAAAGUUUCUACAAUUUC